CUGGCUGUGAAAGGGAAGGCAUUAUCGAUCCCAUCGACACAAUGAAAGGGACGAGCGGUGAUCCAGAGGCUGCUUGUCCAGUGGACCACAAAACGCGAGAAGCAUGGCUGCAGGCGGCCAAGACGAAAGGAGAGACCAAGCCGCCACAACAUCCGCAAACUGGAGCAGACGAUCCAUCGCAUACGGGCGAUAUUAGAGAGCAACAUGCAUUGCGAGCGCGACAACGAUUCUCUCUCGACACUGGCAUGUGGACAUCGACCGAAACCUCAUCAACAGAACCGCCUGCCAAGCGACCGAAAAUAUAUCGAUUAUCUACUGAUCGCGAGAUCUCUACCAUACCACGCGCUGUAAACGAACCAUUAGCGCUGAACUCAGCCGAGAAAGCAGCAUUACCUGCAAAUAAUGAGGGCGAUACAGGCCAUGACACAGAAUCUGGCAAUUGGGUAUAUCCCAGCCAGGAGAUGUUCUUUAAUGCCAUGAGGAGGAAGGGGCAUGAAGCAGACCCGAGUGAUAUGAAUAGCAUCGUGCCCAUACACAAUGCCGUCAACGAGAAGGCGUGGCAGGAGAUCCGGAAAUGGGAAGAAGGCUGGGGUAGCGAAAGAUGUGGUGGACCCAGACUUAUCUCAUUCGCUGGCGACAGCAAGAAGUUGACGCCCAAGGCAAGAUGGAAGAGCCUGAUGGGAUACUCGGCACCUUUCGACCGCCACGAUUGGGUCGUCGAUCGAUGUGGAAGGCGCAUUGAAUAUGUGAUUGACUUCUACAAAGGAAGGGGAGGUGGUAUCAGCUUCUACCUUGACGCGAGGCCGAAGCUCAACAGCUGGGAUGGCAUCAAGAUGCGGAUUGCGAAAACUUUUGGUUGGUGAGCGUGCAUAAAAAAUACUACGGAGGAUGUAUGCAAGAUGAAAUGCAUGAGAUACCCGGAUAGCAUGGGAUGGCCUUUUGAGGUAAACUUCCCUCAGGAAAUGUAACCAAGAGCUCGAUCUAUCCAGACUUGGCCAAGUCAACUACCGAAACG
Messenger RNA from Pseudocercospora fijiensis CIRAD86, 1015 nucleotides. RefSeq lists its product as uncharacterized. The coding region runs from base 42 to 863 and encodes 273 amino acids. Gene Ontology annotation, biological process: cytochrome c-heme linkage. Gene Ontology annotation, cellular component: mitochondrion. The transcript has a single exon. Lineage: Eukaryota; Fungi; Ascomycota; Dothideomycetes; Mycosphaerellales; Mycosphaerellaceae. The record is from RefSeq and is a predicted model, not a curated record. Gene Ontology annotation, molecular function: holocytochrome-c synthase activity.